Molecule: messenger RNA, 9349 nt
Organism: Pogona vitticeps (central bearded dragon)
Lineage: Eukaryota; Metazoa; Chordata; Lepidosauria; Squamata; Agamidae
Gene: ARHGEF12
Product: Rho guanine nucleotide exchange factor 12
Biological process (GO): intracellular signal transduction; G protein-coupled receptor signaling pathway
Cellular component (GO): cytoplasm
Molecular function (GO): G protein-coupled receptor binding; guanyl-nucleotide exchange factor activity
Source: RefSeq, a predicted model, not a curated record
GGAAGGGAGGGGAAGCCAAAUGGGCCCUGCCUGGAGGGGGGGCUCCGAGGGGCAAACUUACCCCAGGGUUUAAUUAGUUCUGGGGUUCCUUUCUCUCCCCCCCCCUUAUUUUCCUAGGGAAAGUGAAGAAAGUUGCCUAAGUCUUUAUUUGGGAGGGGGGGUGUUUUAUCGUACUGUUUUUGCCUUUGUUUUCACAACAACCACCACCCCUCCUGCUCUAAAGAGGGUUUUUUUGGGGGGGGUUCCCCUCUUUAAAGCAGCCUGAGGAAGGGAUUGAAAAAGGUGGGGGGCUGCUCUCUCUCUCUCUCUUUUAAUGACAGCCCAAUAGUGGGGGGGGGGGAAAGAGAUCUGCUUCUCUUCAGCUGGGAAGGCUGUGCAGGGCCCUCUGAAAAGGGUGUGUGUUUGAGUGUGUGUGUGUGUGUGUGUUGUGGGGAAGGAAUCAAGCUUUGGGUGGGGUGCUGUUUUACCCCACAUAACCUCCUUUCUGGUACAGCCUGCCAGGUCUUAUUGGGGUAACAAGUGGCCGGGCCCUGAAAGGCAAGUCUAAAAGGGAGGAAGUUGGCCCCCCAAGGAGUUUUGGAGCAGGCUUUCUUGGCAUCCUUUGGGGUAGGAAGGAAGGGAGGGAAGUGGUCAAAAGGCUUCCCCCCCCCCUUCCAAUCCGCAGUUUGUUUUUCUCGUUUCUCUGGAGGAGAAUUGUUACCUUGUUUGCCCUCCUGUGGGUUUGGGGUGUCCUCAUGACUUGAAAAGAGUUUGGGAGUUGUGAGGACUUGUGAGUGUGCCGGGUUGGAGAAAACUUGCCGCCGAUGUUGUCUGUGCCCGGCUGAUAACCGCCUGGACCCAGCCGCUGCUCGAAGUUGAAAUGUGGUGUUCCUUCAGAACUGAGGCAAGAGCAGAAUUUUCAGAGGGCUGAAUCAUGACGCUGAAGGCCUUCUCCCUUUCUGCUUGGCGGAUUUUGGCCACCAAGGGCUCCUUGUGGGUCUUCCUCAGCGUGCUCUGAUAUGGAUCUUAUGGACGAUUGGGAAGAACAGCGUUUUUAACAGAAAUCGUUUGUGCCCCUUCUCUGGAUUAAAGCUGGACCUUGAACUUUUGUGUAUGGGAAGUGACAGUGACGUACCUGAAGUAACGAGUACAAUGCAGAUUGACUAAAAAGACGUCUCCUUGCCAAGGGCUCCAAUGAGUGGCACACAGUCCGCAAUCACGGACAGGUUUCCCCUCAAAAAACCUACAAGGCAUGGCAGCAUUCUGAGUAGAGAGUCUCCAGCAGAUAAGAAGCAGAAGGUUGAACGCUGCAUCAGUGCCCACGACUUUGACCCUACAGAUAGCUCCUCCAGGAAGACAAAGUGUAGCUCGGAGGAGGCUAGAUCCGAGACGUAUGGUCUUGUUCAGCGUUGUGUGAUCAUCCAGCGGGAUGAAAAUGGAUUUGGGUUGACCGUCAGUGGAGACAAUCCAGUCUUUGUGCAGUCUGUCAAAGAAGAUGGAGCAGCCAUGCGGGCCGGGGUUCAAACUGGUGACCGAAUAAUUAAGGUGAAUGGGACCCUGGUCACACACUCAAACCAUUUAGAGGUGGUGAAGCUGAUAAAGUCGGGUUCCUAUGUAGCACUCACUGUGCAAGGGCGCCCACCUGGGUCGCCCCAGAUUCCUCUGGCCGAUUCUGAGGUGGAUCCAGCAGCCUUUGGGCAUAUGUCUCCGAUCAUGACAUCUCCUCACUCACCUGGAGCAUCUGGAAACACAGAGAGGAUUACCAGCCCUGUGCUGAUGGGGGAGGAAAAUAACAUUGUCCACAGUCAGAAAGUGGAGAUUUUGAGGAAGAUGCUUCAGAAAGAGCAGGAACGGCUGCAGUCCUUGCAAGAAGAUUACAGCCGUGCUCCUGCUUCCCGGCUGCUCAAGGAGAUCCAGGAAGCCAAGAAGCACAUCCCUCAGCUGCAGGAGCAGUUGUCCAAAGCAACCGGUUCCAUUCAGGAUGGUGUUUUUUCUUCCAAAUCUGUGACAGAGUCUUUGCAAAUCAGUGAGGUAGAAGUUGAGAAGGGAGAUGGACUCGCCAGAGGAGAUAGCAGCUUUGGGGAUAGCUCUCAGGCAAAUAGUGACACAGCAGAGAGUCCCCGAAGUGGCUUAAGGGAACGGAUCUAUCUGGAUGAGAGCCCAGAGAAGAGUGAGAGUCAAGAUACGGACUCUCAGUCUAGUAUUGGAAGCCCUUCCUCUCGUCUUGCACCUCCGAUCAUAGGAGCAGAAGAUGAUGAUUUUGAUGGUGAACAGGAGCAGAUCAAUGGGCAGUGCAGCUGUUUCCAGAAUAUAGAGCUGCUGAAAUGUCGGCCAGCCCACUUGGCUGUCUUUCUGCAUCAUGUUGUGUCCCAGUUUGACCCAGCUUCAUUGCUUUGCUAUCUUUUUGCGGAUCUGUACAAACAAACAAACUCCAAAGAGACACGGCGUGUCUUCACUGAAUUUAAUCAGUUCUUUUUGGAUAGAGCUGCAAAUCUGAAGGUUGCUGUUCCAGAUGAAAUUUCUGUAGAUCUAGAAAAAAGAAGAUUAGACUUAAUUCCUGAAGAAUUGCACCGCCAUUACAUUCAAACUAUGCAAGAUAAAGUAUUUUCUGAAGUCCAGAGGCACCUUGAAGAUUUUAGACAGAAACGCAGCAUGGGGCUGACCCUGGCAGAAGGAGAGCUGACCCGGCUGGAUGCAGAACGUGUUCGUGAUCGGGCCACCCUGGAGAAGGAGAGAGCGUGCGCAGAGCAGAUCAUUACCAAAAUUGAAGAAGUGUUGAUGACCUCUCAACCCAUAGAAGAGGAGAAGAGUUCAGCAAUACAGUAUGUCAUUCUUACCUAUAUGAAACAUCUCGGUGUGAGAGUCAAAGAGCCCAGGAGUCUGGAUCAGAAGCGGGGACGGAUCGGAUUCCUGCCAAAGAUCAAGCAAAGUAUAAAGAAAGAGAAAGAAGGAGAUGAAAAAAAGAGGAGAGUCUUUCCUAAUAUCCUGGGACCCCCAAGGAGGCCAAGCCGCCAUGACAGCUAUGCAAUAGGCAGAGCCAUGGAAAUACAAAAGCAGCGCCAUCUGAAGCACUUAUCCACGUCUUCCUCUAUCAGUCCGGAGCCAGCAGACUCUGGCAAGAUGCGCCAGAGUGGGUCCAGCGAUGGCGCCGAUGCAACCCUACCCCCUGCAAAUCUUAUGUCUCCACUGGCAGUUGGAACAUCUCCAUCCCAGGAUGGGAGCAAGGACAGCGAAAUGGGUCCAAAACAAGUUGGAGAAACCCCUCCCUCUGGUGACUCUGUGGAUGGAACACCUCGUACAGCAAACACCAUAUUUGAUUUCCCAUCUCCUCCACUGGACCAUUUGCAAGAAGAGGAAGGAGAGUCUGAAAGGUUACCAGAGUCAGGAACACCAAAAGCUUUCCGCAAGAUGGACACCGUAGGUGCUGGGGAUAUUCAGAGCGAAGAUGAGCUAUUCGAUUUUGACCUGGAGACAGACCCACCCAACUGGCAGCAGCUGGUGAGCCGUGAGGUGCUGCUUGGCCUGAAACCCUCUGAGAUUAAACGUCAGGAAGUAAUUAAUGAGUUAUUUUACACUGAGCGUGCUCAUGUCCGGACACUGAAGGUUCUGGAUCAGGUCUUCUAUCAGCGGGUAUCUCGUGAGGGGAUUUUGCCUCCCUCUGACCUGAAGAGAAUAUUUUCAAAUCUGGAAGACAUCCUUCAGCUUCAUGCUGGACUGAAUGAGCAGAUGAAAGCAGUGAGGAAGAGGAAUGAGACAUCCGUGAUUGAUCAGAUUGGAGAGGACUUGUUGACUUGGUUCAGUGGAGCAGGGGAGGACAAAUUGAAGCAAGCCACUGCCACCUUCUGUAGCAACCAGCCCUUUGCCCUGGAGGUGAUCAAAUCCCGGCAGAAGAAGGACUCUCGGUUCCAGACGUUUGUCCAGGAUGCUGAGAGCAAUCCGCUCUGUCGCCGACUGCAACUGAAAGACAUAAUUCCUACUGAGAUGCAAAGGCUGACCAAAUAUCCCCUUCUGCUGGAUAAUAUUGCCAAGUACUCAGAACACCCUGAGGAGAAAGAAAAAGUGAAGAAGGCAGCGGAUCAUUGUCGGCAGAUUCUCAACUUUGUGAACCAGGCAGUCAAAGAAGCAGAGAACAAGCAGCAUUUGGAAGAUUACCAGCGUCGGCUUGAUUUGUCAUAUCUGAAGCAGUUAGAGGGCCCAAUGCUGGAGGAAUUUAGGAAUUUGGAUUUAACCAAGAAGAAGAUGAUUCAUGAAGGGCCUCUGACCUGGAAGGUGAAUCGGGACAAGACAAUUGAUCUCUACACGCUGCUGUUGGAGGAUAUCCUAGUGCUGCUGCAGAAGCAAGAUGACAGAUUGGUGCUGAGAUGUCACAGCAAGAUUCUAUCUAAUGCUGCAGACAGCAAGCAUACAUUCAGUCCUGUGAUCAAACUAAACACUGUGUUGGUUCGCCAGGUGGCCACAGAUAACAAAGCAUUCUUCGUCAUCUCCAUGUCAGAAAACGGAGCUCAUAUUUAUGAACUGGUGGCACAGACGGUUUCAGAAAAGACUCUGUGGCAGGACCUUAUUGCACGGAUGGCUGGAACAGUGAAAGUUGGAAGAGGCAGAAGGGUCAUUCCAUUACCUCAGUCGGGGCCGUGCGAAGAGGACCAUGAAGAGGAAGACCAACAGAAAUUGAAGGAAGAACAGGCCACUUCUGACAACAGCAUGCAGAGCCCAGAGAAAGAUCUAGGGCUGGAGUCUCCCCUGAUGCUGCAGGCUUCCUCUCCCUCCACAGCCGUCUCAGAGAAAGUGGAAGAGGAGGGGCUUCUGGCAGCUGGCAGACAGUUCGGAGAAAAAGCCCCAACAGACUUGCUGAUCAAAGAGUCCCCCGAGAAUUACAGCCACUCAAGCCCAGAGCUUUCAUUCCAACUCUCAGAAGACCGAUGGGCAUUGGAUGCCCUAAGGAACUUGAGCUUAUUGAAGAAGUUGCUGAUGCAACAGCUUGGCUUGUCCGAACAGGAGUCCCUUGAAGACUGGCAGCGUUUUUCCAGACAUAGGACAGUUCAGCAGGGGAACCAGAUCGGAAGUGGGGUCCAGCGAGGACAGCAGCACUCAGAGGACGACAGUUCUGGGACACGUAGGGACCCCUCUGGCACAGGAACAAGUCCUGUCGGACCUUGCUCAGAUCACCGGACUUCAGGAGAAUUUGUGCCACCAGGGGACGUGACGUCAAGUAGCUGUCAGCUAACUGAUCCCUUGAGCACAAACCCUGACACCCCAACUGCUGAACUGGAAGGGGUGGGCCCUGAGGAUGGUGGAGAGCAUUUCUUUGAUGCUCGGGAAGCGCACAGCGAUGAGAACCAGUCCGAGAGUGAAAUAGCAGACAGGAAGGAAGAGGAAGAGAUGCAGUUGCGGAUCUCAGGAAAUUAUUUGAUCCUUGAGGGAUAUGGCACAGUACAGGAGAGCUCUACUGAUGAGGAGGUAACUUCGCUGGUUCUACAAUGCACUGCAGGCAACAGCACAAUGGACUCUGCCCACCAGGAGCCAGACUCUCUGCAGGACACACAGACAGGCGGAGCCAGCUCGCCGUUUCCAGAGGAGUUAAUGGCCCCCCACUGGGAAGCAGCAACAGAAUCUUCCUCCGGUGUACUGAGGCCUUCCUUCUCUGUAGAAUCACGUACUCUCAUAAUGCAUUACAUCCAGAAGAUAGAAGCCAACCUGGAACACUUAAAGGAAGUAGAAGAGAACUAUGCUGUUCUUCUCCAGCAAAAGCUGGCUGGAUCAGUCCCUACAGAGGAGCACUCAGAUACCAGUUAGUCGUGCUCCACUUCCUAGAUGUGGCUGAAGGUUGGAUGGAAGCAAUAGCCUUGCCCCCAUGCCUGCUGGUUUUCUGCCUGGACUUCUAGGAUGCGAGGCCGCUUUCCGUGGACCAUCUGAGCGCACAAGCGGUGCUCCAGCAGAACAGCGGGGUGGGCCGUUUCCUUUUACACCUCUGCACUAGCUCGGCAGGGAGGGAUGGUGAUUUUUGUUCUCCUCCUCUUACUACCAGAAAACCAUUUUGAUUCCAAACAGAGGAAAAAAAAGAGGAUCAGGAAAAAUAAACCAAAUGUAUAAAGCUUUGGGUGUAGGAUAUACAAAUGUAUUUAGACAUUGCAAAAAGAAAAGAAAAUCAAUGUAUUUAUUUGACUUCAUUCCGUGUACUGAAAGCACACUUUAAUUUGUAUUUUAUUUUGCUUUUUUAAAAAAGAAAAAAAAAGGAUAGUGCCAGUUUAUAGGCCCCCAGCAUCCUCUACUCCUGAAUUCAGGGCGGAGGUAUGUAUGAGUCUUGAUUUUCCACUGGAUUGGAUUCUGCCAGCAACCUGCCUGCCUCUCAAAAGAGUUACACGUGUAACAGAAUACAUGGGCAGGCCUUUUCGUGCAACGGCAGUUCACCAUGCACUAUGCAGCGAGGCACUUGAAAGUUGGAAGUCUGGUUUUCUUCAGAGACACAUGGUCAGAUGAGGAAUAGGGUGGGAUUUGACUUCUAUUUCUUCUCUCUUCCCCCCCCCCUCCCCAUCCCCAUGUGUAUAUCUUUUGGGGAGAUGUGGCGAGGGGGAGGGGGUUGCGUCCCAGAGCAGGGCAAAGGUAUUAGAAACCUUUCAGAGCUGUUACCAUGUGCCUGCCAAACCAUUCCUCUUGCAAGUAGCUGCUCCUGGAGAAAGCCAGAGCUGCUUCUAAGAUUAGGAUUCUUUCCUAUCCAGAAAUAGGCCUUUGUUGAUCUUUCUGUGGGAAGGGAGGACAAGGCAUGGUUCGGGGUGAUGGUGUUGUAUUGCACUCUUUGUGCCAAAGUGCUCUGAAGUCACGUUGGAUGCUCAGAAACAUCCACGGAGGUGGGGCAAAAUAAAUGAAAGCAGCACUAUAGUAUUUUUCUAGCCAAAUCAUGACAUUCAGAAACUGAACCCCUGCCUGAGGAUGGAAAUGGAACGCUCCCAGUGCAGAUGCAAAAACACUGGGGAAUGCAGACUGGUUGUCAGAAUUGAUACUGGGGUAGGUAGGGCGGCCAGUUAAGGAUACAGUAUCUUCCUUUGAAAAACUCACCACAGCCAGCUGUCGGAUGCUGGUGAUGCUUUUCUUCCAGCACCAGCUACCCAAAACAUUGGGUGUCUUUUUUUUCAACAAGCCAGCUCCAAAAGUGCCAAAUGCGAGAAACCCCCACAGUGUCAUAUUCCCCUCCUCAGUUAUGCUGUAUGUGCCGUUUAAUAGGGAGAACCUUUUCUUUCUUUCUUUUUUCUUUCCUCCUUCCAGUGCGAAGGUCACACUGCCUGCUCCAUUACUACACAGACACAUUUUCCCUGUAGCUGUGAUGGCCAAGAAUCAGAAUCGCUGUUUUCCAAUCAUGCAAAACAGAAAACCUUUCUUUUCUUCUGCAGGAAAAAUAGUACAACUCGCUUGAGCCAGUUGUACAGGGAUUAUUUUUAUCCCCUUCCCCCAGAUACACUUCAGAGCUAUGAACCUGAUGCUUAUUGAGAUGGCAGGAAGAUUUUCUGGAAGCCGGUUGUGUGGUUAACUGUCUCACUUCACCGGCAGGAGGUUCCCCGAAGUAAAAGGGUUUCCUUCCACACCUGUACAAGUUUCCUGUGCCGAUCCAAGAGCCACGAGGUUGUCCUACAGACUUUUCCCAAGUAAUGAAACCUACAGUUUUUGACAUGUCUCUUUAUUUUACUAUCUCCUGGCUUUAUAGAAAUUAUGCCUCCACUGAUAAAAUGAAUGUGGGCUUUUAAGGAAUACCCCCCUCCUCCAAUUUUAAGUGGCAUUUUUCUGGCCUUUGAACUGGAUUGGCAUGUGUGUAGUGCUGUGGUUUUCUUUAAAACUUCCUCUGCCAUACCUUAGACAUUUAUGCCUAGAUCUUAUCAGGAACCACAUUCAUAUCUUGGGCCUCUCCCUAGCAUGAGUAGAUUUAAGGGGAGUCAAGAGGCUAGAUUUCCUUUGCAAAUUAUUCUUUGCUUCCUUUUUGGCCAGGAGCUUCAAGAUCUUUGUUGUUCUAGGACUUCUUGUAUAAACUUUGCUACUAGGCCAGCAGCAUAGGAUGUUAGCAGAAAUGUUUCUUUGGCGUUGUUAAAAGAUCCUUGGGGAUCAGCCUCUUAAAACAAACAAAAAAUAACCCAGGGUGUCCUCCAUAGUAGAUGUGACCAUCAUUUUAUUUCUGCUCUGAGAUAUGAAACAGUGUGCUGUGUGUUCUUGUCCUCUUGGUGGAGGUGUUUGGGGGGUGUUUGGCUUGGUGUGUUUGUUUCAGGCCUGUCUCUAUUAUGCAAUCUCCUGUUAAGGGCAUUAUUCUUCUGUAAGAAGGAGAAGAUAGUGAGUAAUGAGUAUCAUUGAAUGCUCCCAAUAUCAUUACCUGAAAUCCCUGGGGAUGUAUUACACUCCCUGAUGUGUCUACUGUACAGGCCCCAGGCACAGAACCAUUUUUGUGAAGAGGGUCAACACUAAAAUGCACUUUGUAGGAUUCCCAUUGGGGGGUUGUUUUAAAAAGAAGAAUAAGAAAUAGUAGAAUAGCCAUGAGGAAUUCCAGCCAAAGAGAUCUUUGCUACUCUGUAUUACUGGCUGUGAACAUUUCUUUCUUUGGACCGGACAGUAGUAUGGAACAAUCUUUUCUUUCUCCUCCCAGCUCAGAAAUAUAAGCAGUAAAAGACUCAAUUGACAGGAGAAUAUUACAGUGUCUGUGCUACAGUUGUAUUGAGGAAAUCAUACUUUUGGUGUUUUUUUUUAAUAACCUGGAUUAUAGAAUCAAUUGAUUAGGAUUUGGAUUCAAAAGGCAAGACCUGGAUCCAGAUGGCAGCUUCCUAAGAAGCCCAUUCAUACAUUUUGUGUUACAGGCAAGGCAGAAUGAGAUGAUUGAAUCCGGGGAGUUUGGGGGGGGGCGUCUGUAGAGAAGGUGGUGUAUUUCCAGUUUCAGUUCCAGAGCUGUCUUGGGACCAUAAACAGUGCAGUUCUGGAGCAUGCUGGGGGCUUCUGAGAGUUGAACACGUCUGAAAGACACCAGGUUGGGUGGAGAAGGUUGCUCGAAUCCAAUGUGCUUUUCUUUUAUAGUGGAACUCCCAUCUCUCAGUGUCAACAUGAGACCAAAGCGCGUUUCUCUGUCUGUAGCACUGUUGCUUUUACCUGCAGUUCUGCAUGGUUUCUUUCAUCAGCUCUGUUUUCCACUAGCGAUUAAAAUAAUUCUCAGCCGCCACAUCUCGGGGCCUGGCAGACUGCAGGGUAAGGGAGAUCAUAUUGUUAAUAUUUGUUUUGCCCAAGGAAAUGCCUGAUCCUUGCACCUUGUUGACAUGGUAGUGUCCUUAAAAGGAAAAUGGUGUUUUGCAUGGAGGUAUUCAAACGUAUGAGCCUUCCCUCAUCUUGCAGUCCUCUUGGCUGCAGU